AUGGCGUCCACCCUACGAUUGCCUACGGGCACCUCCGCGCGCAUUGUGCCGUCUGGGUCCUUCAUCGCCCAAUCCUGUACGGCUGGUUCAUACCAAUGUCGGUCCUUCUCACAGACGUCUCAAAACUUGGCUGGCAGGCCCAUGAACUUCCGCCAGCCCUCCCAGUCUCAGCCCUCGUUCAAGACUCGCACCAAGGACAUGCUGAUGAAUCAAUUGCCAAAUGACAUUGGUAUAUUACCUGGAACCUUCGUUAAGCCAUUGUGGAGGGAUCGGCCUUCCAUCUUUGAACACCCGCGCGACAGAUUGCACAUGGAGUGGACAUGGCUCAAGACCCUGUUCACCAACUACGGCAGUUUGCUGCAAUAUUGCAAGCGGGAGAACAAUUUCCCAUUCAAUUUCAAACAGCGUCGUCAUAUCGCCUCCCAGCUAAUGGAAAAGAUGUACACAUCAUUUGCCCAAGGCAAUAUUCCCGAGAUCCGCCGAUUCUGCUGUGAGAGGCUCUCCGGACGCCUAGUCGGCCAAAUCGAAGCUCGAGACGCAUCCGAGAAACUGGAAUGGACACUGGUCAAGUACCUGCGCAAGCCAAGCACCAACUUCCUCGGCCUCCGCGUCAUGUCAGACCGUGCAACAUCAAUCCCCGAACUCCACAACUCCGGCAUCCGCCAAAUCGUCGUGCGCGUCACAAGUCGCCAGUCCAUGGCCACCAGCAAGGUCGAACAAGCCAAGAGAGGAGCCCAGCCCGUGGAAACUCUUGUCUCCACCAAGGAACAGGACUGCGUUGAGUAUAUCGUUGUCCAGAACCUGCGCUGGAACGGCAAAGAUAAUGGUUGGAUGCUUUGGGGCCAUGUUACCCCGACUACCAUGCAACAGGUUAUGGAAGAUCCCUACUUCGCGCCGGGCUUGUCGGCCAUGGAGCGCAUGGAGCAAAUCAAGGAAUCUAUGAUGAACGGGCCUUCAGGACCUAAGAAAUAA
Penicillium canescens is the source of this 972-nucleotide messenger RNA. RefSeq lists its product as uncharacterized. The coding region runs from base 1 to 972 and encodes 323 amino acids. Gene Ontology annotation, cellular component: mitochondrial inner membrane; mitochondrion. Gene Ontology annotation, biological process: protein insertion into mitochondrial inner membrane from matrix. The transcript has 3 exons. Lineage: Eukaryota; Fungi; Ascomycota; Eurotiomycetes; Eurotiales; Aspergillaceae. The record is from RefSeq and is a predicted model, not a curated record.